Ogataea philodendri is the source of this 699-nucleotide messenger RNA. RefSeq lists its product as uncharacterized. Lineage: Eukaryota; Fungi; Ascomycota; Pichiomycetes; Pichiales; Pichiaceae. Bases 1 to 699 code for a protein of 232 amino acids. The transcript has a single exon. The record is from RefSeq and is a predicted model, not a curated record.
AUGUACGUGUCUGUGGAACUGGUUUCCACCACGCUAUCUGUGAUCUCGACGGUGUGCUGGAUUAUGGCACAGGUGCCGCAACAGUUUGAGAAUUACAAGAACAAAAGCACCGAUGGAAUCAGUGUCGAGUUCCUGUUGUUAUGGUUUUUGGGCGAUCUUACCAGUUUCCUAGGCUGUUAUCUAACCGAACAGCUCCCAUUUCAACUGUAUUUGUCAUGCUACUUCCUGUUUAAUGACCUGGUGCUGUUGUUUCAGUUCCUACAUUACGGCGGACGACUAAGACUUCAUAGACCUGUCUCUUGGUGGACGCUCCUUUGGACAAGAUUCGUGCCUGUGAGCGCUGAACAAACAACCACAGGCGUCCGGUCGGCGUCAGUGGGGUCAAUCGUGGCCUGGAUGUGCACGUGUAUCUAUUUAUCGUCCAGAAUGCCGCAAUUGGUGAAAAACUAUCGCCGCAAGUCGGUGCACGGCAUCUCUCCAUUACUUUUCGCGUUCGCCCUCAUGGGCAACCUCACCUACUCGCUAUCCAUCUGCUGCAACGCGUGGAUGCUGCCAUUUGCAGAAAGAAGCGCGUUUCUACAAAAAGAAUUACCUUACAUCCUGGGUAGCAGUGGAACCGUGCUAUUUGAUCUGCUAUACUUUUACCAACGUUGGAUGUAUGCAAAGCCGCACGAUUACCUGGUCCUGGUGGAGGAGUGA